UGCCCCGGGCUAAAUGCCCCCACCAGUAGAGCAGAUGAGCCAGGGGAACUGACAGAACAAUGCCCCAUUGUCUCAAAUCUGUCUGUCUGGCACAGACCUUGAGAGCCCAGCAGCAGGUCUGAGGCUGCGUGGAGGUCUGAGACCCAACCCCCACACCUCAGAUCCCCCCCUUCUGCCACCGCCGGAUUUCACACCUGCUGCUCCCCAGCUUGACAGUUUCCGUCACUCUCCUGCCCAGAAAGCCACCACAGGAUGCCUGGGCUAGCACUGAGCAGCUACUGUCAUGGGCCCUGGAGUGUGGAGUCCCUGCCUCCUGCUGCUGUGGGGCUGGAGCUGGGGCUGUGCCCUCCCAGCUGGCUCCAUCCUGCCCCCGGGACUCAGCAAGGCUGAAGUGACCCGAAUGUUCAAGGAUUUUAUGAUUCAAUUCAACAGAACUUACAGGAGCCCUGCAGAACAGCAGAGACGCUUCGGGAUCUUCAUUCAGAGUCUUGUCACGGCACAGCAGCUGCAGGAGACGGAGCUGGGCACGGGGCAGUAUGGAGUGACCCGCUUUAGCGACUGGACAGAUGAGGAGUUCCGUGGCGUAUUUCAAAGCCACCCACCCCCCAGCAUGGCCCAGGCUCCCCGGCUCCCGAGGGGGAAGCUGCCCACAUCCUGCGAUUGGAGGAAGGCCGGGGCUGUGACUGCUGUGAGGAACCAGGGAAUGGAGUGUCACUCAUGCUGGGCAUUUGCUGCCGUCUCCAACAUCGAGUCCCUCUGGAACAUCCACUUCCACCAGCCCCGGAACCUCUCGGUGCAAGAGGUGUUGGACUGCAGCUGGUGUGGAGCAGGGUGCAAUGGGGGCUACGUGUGGGACGCCUUCACCACGGUGCUCCGUUUACGAGGUCUGACGAGCGAGGCUGACUACCCCUACAAAGGGAAAACAGAGAAAUGCAAGAAGAACGAUAAGCCAUCAGCUGCCUACAUCCAGGGCUUCCAGACAUUACCUGAAGAUGAGGAGGAAAUAGCUGCACAUGUCGCAUCUCAGGGUCCAAUCACAGUUACCCUGAACUCGGCUGCCAUGAAGUAUUAUAAAAGGGGCAUCUCCCAGCCCUUGGUGAAGAACUGCAGUCCUGACCAGCUGGAUCAUGUUGUUCUGCUAGUUGGCUACGGGGCUGUGAACGAAAGGCAGUUCUGGAUCAUCAAGAACUCCUGGGGGGAUCACUGGGGAGAGCAGGGCUAUUACCGGCUCUAUCGCGGCAGAAACGCCUGUGGAGUCAGCAAGUUCCCUGUAACAGCCAUCGUGCAACGCUUAGGAGCCCCGGGAAGCAAGGUCCAUUGUCCCUCUUGAAGGGGGUGCCGCUGCUGCAGAGAGGCUGUUGACUCCCCUGCAAUGACCUCUGCCACCAUCAAGACAGAAAAAAACUGGUUGGCACCAUAGGCCUUCGCUGUGUGAUGGGGAAAUGAAUUCAAUACUCAGACCACUAUAGCUCCACACCCACAGGUACCAGAGCUGAGUUCGGCCCUUCCAGCAGCACACAUGCAUGCACUGUCCCCGAGCCCAAACCCCUUCCCCUUUGCUGGAACAAUGAAUGGGGCCUGUGAAAUAUCCAUUAAACUGCUUUUCUGUGCUUGGU
Messenger RNA from Pelodiscus sinensis (Chinese soft-shelled turtle), 1616 nucleotides. RefSeq names its product cathepsin W-like. The record is from RefSeq and is a predicted model, not a curated record. Gene Ontology annotation, molecular function: cysteine-type peptidase activity. Gene Ontology annotation, biological process: proteolysis. Lineage: Eukaryota; Metazoa; Chordata; Testudines; Trionychidae.